Protobothrops mucrosquamatus (brown spotted pit viper) is the source of this 1547-nucleotide messenger RNA. RefSeq names its product GTPase IMAP family member 5-like. The record is from RefSeq and is a predicted model, not a curated record. The transcript is spliced from 7 exons. Gene Ontology annotation, cellular component: endoplasmic reticulum. Gene Ontology annotation, molecular function: GTP binding. NCBI's taxonomy places the organism in Eukaryota, Metazoa, Chordata, Lepidosauria, Squamata, Viperidae. The annotation marks the transcript as partial.
GCGAGCAUCCACAGCCAGGAAUGAGCUAUCGGAGGACCCGCCCGGGACCUAUGGAGGAAGAGAACAGCCUGGGGGAGGAUGCUGAACUCCGGCUGAUCCUGGUGGGAAAGUCCGGAGGCGGGAAGAGCGCCACGGGCAACACCAUCCUCGGCCGGCCGGUGUUCAAGUCCAUCCUGCAGCCAAACACCACCACCCUGAAGUGCGAAAGGGGUCAAGAAAGAUGGCAAGACAAGAAGGUCUCCGUGGUCGACACACCCAACAUUUUCGAUUCUGAAAACCACAACGAGACUGUGCAAAAUGAGAUCACGGCUUGCGUCGAACUCUCCCGGCCUGGCCCCCACGCCCUGAUCUUUGUGGCCCAGGUGGGACGCUUCACUGCCGAAGAUGUGACAGCUGCAAAGCGGGUCCGGGAAAUCUUUGAGGCCGAGUCGGCCAGGCACACGAUCGUCCUCUUCACCUUCAAGGAGGAUUUGAGAGGGGAAUCCCUGCAGGAGUACGUCCAAAAUUCCAAGAACCGCAAUCUGCGGGAGCUGAUCCAACAGUGCGGGAAUCGUUUCUGUGGCUUCAACAACAAGGCCACAGGAGUCGAGUGGCAGGCGCAGGUCUCGGAGCUGAUGGAGAUGGUGCACACGAUCGUCCUCUUCACCUUCAAGGAGGAUUUGAGAGGGGAAUCCCUGCAGGAGUACGUCCAAAAUUCCAAGAACCGCAAUCUGCGGGAGCUGAUCCAACAGUGCGGGAAUCGUUUCUGUGGCUUCAACAACAAGGCCACAGGAGUCGAGUGGCAGGCGCAGGUCUCGGAGCUGAUGGAGAUGGUGCACAGUGUCAUUUCGGAGAACGGGGGGAGACACUACGUCAGCUGGAUGUACGACCUCCCCAUGGCAGAUACGGAUGAGAAGGCCAAGCCAGAUGGAGAACGCAAAGAAGUGACGAUGGAAGGAAAGGAUGCCGAACUCCGACUGAUCCUGGUGGGGAAGACUGGAGGUGGGAAGAGCGCCACGGGCAACACCAUCCUCGGCCGGUCGGUGUUCAAGUCCAUCCUGCAGCCAAACACCACCACCCUGAAGUGCGAAAGGGGUCAAGGAAGCUGGCAGGACAGGAAGGUCUCCGUGGUCGACACACCCAACAUUUUCGAUUCUGAAAACCACAGUAUGCAACACGAGAUCGGGACUUGCGUCGAACUCUCCCUGCCUGGCCCCCACGUCCUGAUCUUUGUGACCCAGGUGGGAUGCUUCGCUGCCGAAGAUGUGACAGCUGCAAAGCGUGUCCGGGAUAUCUUUGGGGACGAGUCCGCCAGGUACACGAUCGUCCUCUUCACCUGCAAGGAGGAUUUGAGAGGGGAAUCCCUGCAGGAGUACGUCCGAAAUUCCAACAACCGCAAUCUGCGGGAGCUGAUCCAACAGUGCGGGAAUCGUUUCUGUGGCUUCAACAACAAGGCGACAGGAGUCGAGUGGCAGGCGCAGGUCUCGGAGCUGAUGGGGACGGUGCAGAGAGUCGUUUCGGAGAACAGGGGAGGACACUACGUCAUCCGGCUGCCCAAGGUGCCCAAG